AACUUGAACCGGUAUUUCCCUAUAGGGACGUAACCAUAAAACGUGGCGUCGAUGCAAAUGAAUUAUACGAAAUACUCGGCGAAGUAGGCAGAGGUAAAUUCGGCACGGUCUACAAAUGCCAAGAGAAGGAGAAUGGUCUGAAGUUGGCCGCCAAAUUUGUGCCCAUCCCCAAGCGUGAAGACCGUCGCAAUGUGGAGCGUGAGGUGGAGAUUAUGAACUCACUGCAACAUCAUCUCAUUAUACAGUUAUACGCAGCGUAUGAGCAUCAGAAAAUGAUGUGCGUCGUGCUGGAGUUAGUCGAAGGCGGUGAACUUUUCGACCGUGUGGUGGACGAUGAAUUUGUGCUGACCGAGCGUGUUUGUGUGGUUUUCAUACGACAAGUUUGCGAGGCCAUGGAAUUCAUACAUCGCAAUAAUAUCUUACAUCUCGACUUGAAGCCAGAGAAUAUUUUGUGCCUGACACAAGAGGGAAAUCGCAUCAAGAUCAUUGACUUCGGUUUGGCGCGUAAAUAUGAUCCCAACAAGCGAUUGCAGAUUCUCUUUGGUACACCCGAAUUUGUCGCGCCCGAGGUUGUGAAUUUCGAUUGUAUUUCUUAUGCGACGGAUAUGUGGAGUGUCGGUGUGAUUUGCUAUGUGCUCAUUUCCGGCCUCUCACCGUUUAUGGGUGAAACAGAUAUUGAAACGAUGGCUAACGUGACAAUCGCCAAAUACGACUUUGAGGAUGAGUCAUUCAGUAAUGUGUCACCAGAAUGUUUGGAUUUUAUAGGGAAGCUGCUGGUGAAGGAUUUGCAGACCCGCAUGACAGCCGCGCAAUGCCUGGAACACAAAUGGCUGCAGCGGCGGCCCAAACCGCCGAAAAUACUCGCGCCAAAGCCCUCGAAUGUACCGCCAYCAAAAUUAAAAGCGGCCACACCUUCACCAGUGCCACCGCAAGAGGAAGAAAACGUAGAAGAUCUGACGUGCGAGCCAGAGCCAGAGCCAGCCGCAAAAUUGGAAGGUGGAAAAGCGGAGAAAGAAGCAAUUGUAAUACCAGCUGACACGAACACGGCGGAGACCAAAGAGCUCGAUACCACCAAGGACAAUUUAAAGAAUUUCAUCGAACGUUGGGAGGAACAUCCCAACAGCCCGUACGUGUUCGAUGUGGAGAGCAAUGUGAUUGCGCCGCUCAGCGAGACAUCAUUCAAUAAGACACACGGGCGAGAUAGCAUUUCGUCGUCACGAGUUUGCUCACCAUCGCCGUGCGAGUCUAUCGAGACGAUCAUCGAUGAUGAUGUGUUCAGCAAUGCCGAGCAGGACAAUGACAGUCCGAGCACACUAGCCACACCGAUCAAUGAGUCGCGCGAGAAACUCUUCCCCAGCAGCAUCUCGUUAGCGCCCACUUCAGGCGGUGCUACAUGCACACCGACCAGCACUACGCCCACACCACAGCCGCCACUGCAAUAUGGACCGCAGCAUCUACUCGGACGGCGCGGUUUCGGUGAAGAGUUCGGCGGUAGCGGUACAAAUCUCAAUCAACAGGAACGCAGCAUGAAGAGCUAUCUACAUACCUUCGAUCGACGCAAUUCGGAUACAAGUUAUUUGAUCGGACGACGCCCUUCGGGUGAACGCGUCAAUUUGGCCGAUGAAAUACGAAAAUUGUCCGAUCAUUUGCUUAUGUUAGCGGAAAUCAACACAAAACUCGGCAGUGAGACCAAGUUAGACGCGGAUGCGAAUAAUAACAAGCACAGUAAGGCGAAAGCCAACGGCGAGACGACUAAAGUAAAAGCGAACGCAGCAUCUAAGGAGGCUACGUCCAAAAAGACAGCGACCACUAGCAAAAAUAAAGUAGCAAAAACCGAAAGCAGUGAGUACACGAGGGUAUCAAGCAACACAGCCACAACAAACACUUCGAAUACAACAACAAGCUACAGUAGUAGUGUAACAAGUGCAAAUGGCGUGAAAUCGAAAUUCAGCACAGUCUCCAUGCGUCUACAGCAAUCGAUCGAGGAGACACCAAAACUAACUAAUGGCGGUCCAAGCUUCGGUGUACCCUGGAAAUCCAGCAUAAAUAGCACAAGCAACAAAUCAAGCGCCAAAAGCACAACAUCAACAGUGAAGACAAGGAAAACAGUGACGAUGGCCAGCAACGAGGAGUGCUCAUUGCAACGUCAGACUCACGAAUCGGCGAGUGUACGACGUGCCAAAUUUCGCAUCAAUCAAAUGUCACGCGAUGUACCGAUCGGUGUGCCGAAUAUUCAUCAGGCGGUUAAUCUUGAAGAGGCGGCCAAUACCACCAAGGACUGUCUUUUGCAUCUGCUGGAGAAGUACAACGAGAACGAGUCGAAUAAGUGUCGCAAUCCGAUGACGCGUCAUCAGAGCAUUAGUGUCGAUUGGAAUGUGAGCGAUAAUUUGGAAUACCGUUCCAUGAGCUCAAUUAAUGCGUUCUUCCAGCGACAUAACAAUACCGGCGAGCAUGUACGCCAGCUACAGGCCCAAUUGGAGAACAAAACCGGUUCGAUGGCCAGCGGCAAAUUUUCUGGUGGUGCUUAAGUUACCCAACGACGUCGAUAACUCGUACAGUAUGGCCUGUAGCUAAAUCUAGUCCGCAAUAUGUUCGCUCUUUACUUUAAAGAUAUACAGAGAUUAAUUGAAACAUGACUUUGUUUCGUUAAGCUAAAGAUUAAUUUUUGAAGCAAUGU
This is a messenger RNA of Bactrocera latifrons, 2677 nucleotides long. Its product is annotated as death-associated protein kinase related. The record is from RefSeq and is a predicted model, not a curated record. Gene Ontology annotation, cellular component: nucleus. NCBI's taxonomy places the organism in Eukaryota, Metazoa, Arthropoda, Insecta, Diptera, Tephritidae. Gene Ontology annotation, molecular function: protein serine/threonine kinase activity; ATP binding. Gene Ontology annotation, biological process: positive regulation of apoptotic process; intracellular signal transduction; protein phosphorylation.